AUGUUGAAAGAGGAAAUAUAUAAACUUUUCAUUAGUAAAUGUUCAUCACUCAAGUACUUGGAUAUAACUAAUAUUAAUUAUCGAUUAUAUGAAUUUCCUGGGGCAGAAGCCAAUCUUUCCAAACUUAGUCAAUUGGCUUGCAAUAACAAUAAUGACGAACAUGUUUUCAAGGGUUUCGCGAAUUUAUGUAAAUUAAUCGAAACAUUACAUAUUAAUCUUACAAGCCUGAAUCCUGGACUUGCCCGUUUAAUUGAAGAGCAACAAAAAUUAAGAUCAAUCAUAAUUAAAGAUAAUUUCGUUGAAAACAAUACAGACAAGUCUAAUCCCAUUGAACGGGCAAUAAUCAAAAAAGCAAAGAGUAUUAUUCAUUUGAAUUUAUCGGUGGAAAAGGGUUCCAAUUUUUAUAACAACCUCUUUUCAAAGUUAACGGAUAUACAAAAAUUGGUUUUAUAUGACAAUAGGUAUCGUAACGUGGCAGUUCACAAGCAAUUGAAUUUCACAUCAAGUUAUCCUAAAUUACAAGUACUUCAAAUCGGUAUAUCCUUUUCCGUGGCUACAAAAAUUAUUCAAGUAACCAAAGAUCUUCAAAUGAUUUGGUUGGAAAAAGGGAAUCAUGAAUCCGAAGAUCAAAUUAGACAACUGAUUCAGGCGAUCUCAAAGUAUUGUCCAAAGCUUAGAUAUCUUAAGAUAUUUUUAAAAGAGGAAGUUCUUGAAGAUUUUAAACUACUUUUAAAUAAUUGUAGAUUAUUGGAAGGUUUAUACAUCUAUAGGGAGAGUAUAUAUAUGGAUGAUAAUAUCGGGAAAAGAUUAUUGGAUGUAUUACACGAAUCUGCUCCAUCUAGUUUAUGUAAAUUUCAACUUCAUUAUUGUUAUUUUAAGAUUGACACCUUGGACCAAUUCUUGAAUCAAUGGACGGGAAGGAAAUCGUUGUAUUUGUAUCCAAUUUUAGUCAAUUAUUAUGAGAAAAGAUUGCUAAGUAAAGAGGAAUAUGUUAAAAACAAAAUUAGGUUUAAUGAUUUGAUUAAAAAGUAUAAGGAAGAAGAUGUCGUUAAAAGGUUUGAAACAUCCAGAAAUUUUAUGUUCAUCAACCAAUUUGCGGAUUUUAAUUUUUGA
Molecule: messenger RNA, 1113 nt
Organism: Funneliformis geosporum
Lineage: Eukaryota; Fungi; Glomeromycota; Glomeromycetes; Glomerales; Glomeraceae
Source: the annotation of a GenBank genome assembly